Molecule: messenger RNA, 4062 nt
Organism: Dipodomys spectabilis (banner-tailed kangaroo rat)
Lineage: Eukaryota; Metazoa; Chordata; Mammalia; Rodentia; Heteromyidae
Gene: Pcdh11x
Product: protocadherin 11 X-linked
Exons: 7
Coding region: 1-4062 (1353 amino acids)
Biological process (GO): homophilic cell-cell adhesion
Cellular component (GO): plasma membrane
Molecular function (GO): calcium ion binding
Source: RefSeq, a predicted model, not a curated record
AUGGACUUGUUGUCCGGGACGUAUAUAUUUGCGGUCCUGUUAGCAUGCGUCGUGUUCCAGUCUGGCGCCCAGGAGAAGAACUACACCAUCCGCGAAGAAAUGCCAGAAAACGUCCUAAUAGGCGACUUGUUGAAAGACCUCAACUUGUCGCUUAUUCCAGACAAGUCCUUAACAUCUCCUAUGCAAUUCAAGCUUGUGUACAAGACCGGCGAUGUGCCACUGAUUCGGAUUGAAGAGGGUACUGGUGAGAUCUUCACUACUGGUGCUCGCAUUGAUCGUGAGAAAUUAUGUGCUGGUAUCAUGUUGGAUGCUCAUUGCUUUUACGAAGUGGAGGUUGCUGUUUUGCCGGAUGAAAUAUUUAGACUGGUUAAGAUACGCUUUCUGAUAGAAGACAUAAAUGAUAAUGCACCAUUAUUCCCGGCAACAGUUAUCAACAUAUCAAUUCCAGAAAACUCAGCUAUAAACUCUCGAUAUGCCCUCCCAGCAGCCAUUGAUCCUGACACAGGAAUAAAUGGGGUACAAAACUACCACCUAAUUAAGGGACAAAACAUUUUUGACCUUGAUAUCAUUGAAACACCAGAAGGAGACAAAAUGCCACAGCUGAUUGUUCAAAAGGAGUUGGAUAGGGAAGAAAAAGAUACCUAUGUGAUGAAAGUAAAGGUAGAAGAUGGUGGCUUUCCUCAAAGAUCUAGUACCGCUAUUUUGCAAGUAAGUGUUGGUGAUACAAAUGAUAACCGUCCAAUCUUCAAGGAACAGGAAAUUGAAGUCAGUAUUCCAGAAAAUGCUCCUGUUGGUUCUUCAGUAACACAACUUCAUGCCACAGAUGCCGAUAUUGGUGAAAAUGCCAGGAUUCAUUUUUAUUUUAGCAAUCUAGUCUCUAACCUUGCCAAGAGACUAUUUCACCUUAACACCACUACGGGACUUAUCACAGUCAAAGAACCACUGGAUAGGGAAGAAUCACAAAGCCACAAGUUACUGGUUUUGGCGAGUGAUGGUGGAUCAACACCAGCAAGUGCAAUGGUGCUGAUAAAUGUUACCGAUAUCAAUGAUAAUGUCCCUUCAAUCGACAUCAGAUACAUUGUCAAUCCAACCAAUGGCUCUGUGAUGCUUUCUGAAAAUGCUCCGCUCAAUACUAAAAUUGCUCUUAUAACUGUGACAGACAAGGAUGCUGACCACAAUGGUAGAGUGACAUGCUUCACAGAUCAUGAAGUUCCUUUCAGAUUGAGACCAGUAUUCAGUAAUCAGUUCCUGCUGGAGACUGCAGCAUAUCUUGACUAUGAGUCCACCAGAGAGUAUGCCAUUAAAUUAUUGGCUGCAGAUGCUGGCAAACCUCCUUUGAAUCAGUCAUCCAUGCUUCUCAUCAAAGUGAAAGAUGAAAAUGACAAUGCUCCGUUUUUCACACAGCCUUUCAUAAGUCUUUCUAUUCCUGAAAAUAACUCACCUGACACACAGUUGACAAAAAUAAGCGCAUCAGAUGCAGACAGUGGACGUAAUGCUGAGAUCACUUACCUGCUGGGCUCUGAUGCUCCACCUGAAUUCAACCUGGACCGUCGUACGGGCAUCCUGACUGCAGUGAAGAAACUAGACAGAGAAAAGCAGGAAAAAUACCAUUUCACAGUUCUGGCUAUUGAUAAUGGCAUACCACCAUUAAUGACCAAUGCCACAGUGUUUGUGACUGUUCUUGAUCAGAAUGAUAACAAUCCAAUUUUCACUCACAAUGAGUACAACUUCUACGUCCCAGAAAACCUUCCAAAACAUGGCACAGUUGGACUAAUUACUGUAACUGAUCCUGAUUAUGGAGAGAAUUCUGCAGUUAAUCUCUCUAUUUUAGAUGUGAAUGAUGAAUUUACCAUUGAUCCACAGACUGGUGUCAUCAGGCCAAAUAUUUCAUUUGAUAGAGAAAGACAAGAAUCUUACAUUUUCUAUGUCAAGGCUGAGGAUGGUGGGAGGGUAUCACGUUCUUCUACUGCUAAAGUGACCAUAAAUGUAGUUGAUGUCAAUGACAAUAAACCAGUUUUUGUCAUUCCUCCUUCCAAUUACUCCUUUGAAUUGGUUCUACCUUCUACUAGUCCAGGCACAGUAGUCUUCAAUGCCCUUGCAAUUGACAAUGACACUGGCAUGAAUGCAGAACUUCUUUAUAGCAUUACUGGGGGAAACACAAAAGGACUGUUUGUAAUUGACCAAGUAUCAGGCAAUAUCACCCUGAAGGAGAAAUGUGCUGUUGCAGACCUUGGCUUACAUAGACUGAUAGUUAGAGCUAUGGACUUGGGACAACCCGAUUCACUUUUUAGUUUUAUAGUUGUUAAUCUGUUUGUGAAUGAGACAGUGACCGAUGCUACCCUGGUUCGUGAAUUGGUGCGCAAAGGCUUUGAAACACCUGUGACCCAAAACAUUGAAACAGCUGAUGCAUCCUCACCAACCAGUGACUAUGUCAAGAUUAUGGUUGCCAUUGUUGCUGGCACCAUAACUGUCAUCCUGGUGAUUUUCAUCACUGCAGUAGUAAGGUGUCACCAAUCACCACAUCUUAAGGCUUCUCAGAAAAACAAGCAAAAUUCUGAAUGGGUUACUCCAAACCCAGAAAAUCGGCAGAUGAUAAUGAUGAAGAAAAAGAAGAAGAAGAAGAAGAAGAAGAAGAAGCAUGCCCCAAAAAACUUGCUGCUCAACUUCGUCACUAUUGAAGAAGCAAAGGCAGAUAAUGCUGAUAAUGAUGGAAACAGUGUCACACUAGACCUUCCCAUUGAACUGGAAGAGCAAACCAUGGGCAAAUACAACUGGGGCACUACACCCACUACCUUCAAGCCUGAAAGCCCUGAUUUGGCUCUGCACUACAAAUCUGCCUCUCCACAGCCAGCCUUCCAGAUCCAGCCUGAAACUCCUCUGAAUUCAAAGCACCACAUCAUCCAGGAACUGCCUCUAGAUAACACCUUUGUGGGCUAUGAUUCCAUCUCCAAGUGCUCUUCCAGCAGUUCUGAUCCCUACAGUGUUUCUGAAUGCAGCUAUCAAGUGACAACUUUCAAGACCCCAGUGUCUGUCCAUGCCAGACCGCAAAUGAAGGAGGUGGUAAGAUCUCGCACUCCCAUGAAAGAAUCAAUGACUGUGGAGAUUUGGACGCAUCCUCAACCACAGCAGAAAUCUGAGGGGAAAAAAGCAGGAAAGUCCCAGCGACGGGUUACAUUUCACCUACCAGAGGGCUCUCAGGAAAGCAGCAGUGAUGGAGGCCUGGGAGACCAUGAGCCAGGCAGCCUUUCCAGCACCUCUCAUGCUCUGCCUCUUGGCUAUCCUCAAGAAGAGUACUUCGAUCAUGCUGCACCGAUCAACCGCACUGAAGGAGAUGGCAACUCUGAUCCUGAAUCUGCUGUCAUUCCUGGACUAAAGAAAGCUGCAGAAAUAACAGUUCAACCAACUGUGGAAGAAGCCUCUGACAAAUGCACUCAAGAAUGUCUUAUCUUGGGCCACUCUGAUGCCUGCUGGAUGCCAGCUUCUCUAACUCAUUCCAGCCCGUCACAGAUGCAGGCCUCUUCUCUGUGCCACAGCCCAACCUUGACGCGGUCAUCACUUCACCGCCGAAGCCCUCCAGUGACACAGACCAUUGCUCUCUGCCACAGCUCUCCAGUGACACAUACUAUGGUACUGUGCCACAGCCCUCCACCAAUACAGGCUUCUGUUCUCCAGCACAGUCCAUCUCUAGUACAAGCUACUGCGCUAUGCCACAGCCCACCACCAACACAGGCCUCAGCCCUCAGCUAUAGCCCACCCCUUGCACAGGGUGCUGCAACCCAUCACAGCUCUCCCCUGCCACAGGCUGCUACCCUCCAUCACAACCAGGCACAGCCACCAAUGGGCUUACAACAAGGUUGGGUGCAAGGUGCUGGGGCUGAUGGACUGCAUUUCCUUGAUCAGGGAGGGCAAGGUAGUACAAGAGCUCAGUUUUACACCAUGUCUGAAAAACUUCACAAAAGUGAUGACUCAAUUAAAGUAAUUCCCUUGACCACCUUCACUUCAGGUCAGCAGGCCAGACACUCUAGAAGUGAUUCCCCCAUUAUGGAAGAACAUCCCUUGUAA